This is a messenger RNA of Microthlaspi erraticum, 1152 nucleotides long. The record is from the annotation of a GenBank genome assembly. Lineage: Eukaryota; Viridiplantae; Streptophyta; Magnoliopsida; Brassicales; Brassicaceae.
AUGCCCAAAUUCAAUUCUUCCCAAGCUCCCAUUUUAUUUCUUCUCCUUCUCGUUAUCCUUCUCUGUUCAACACAAACACAAUGCCACACCAAAGGUCUACGAGUACGACCAAGAAACCAGAAGAAUGUGAACACCACGAGUGGCCAGACGCAAAGCCCGGAGGAGGAAUUCUUGAAAUGGGUGAGAUUCGUUGGGAGCCUAAAACACUCGGUGUUCAAGGCAGCCAAGAACAAACUCUUCCCUUCCUACACACUCACUGUCCAUAAAAAACGCAAUAAAGGUGACUUCACUAAAAUCCAAGACGCCAUUGAUUCUCUCCCUAUCAUCAACCUUGUUCGUGUCGUCAUCAAAGUUCAUGCCGGAGUUUACAAGGAGAAGGUGAACAUACCCCCAAUGAAGGCAUUCAUAACAAUAGAAGGAGAAGGAGCAGAGAAGACAAUAGUGGAAUGGGGAGACACAGCACAAACACCUGACCCAAGAGGCAUCCCCAUGGGCACCCAUAACUCUGCCUCUUUUGCCGUUAAUUCCCCUUUCUUUGUUGCCAAGAACAUGACUUUCAAGAAUACGACCCCUGUCCCAUUGCCGGGCGCGGUUGGAAAACAGGCAGUGGCAUUGAGGGUGUCAGCAGAUAAUGCAGCGUUUUUCGGGUGUAGAAUGCUUGGUGCACAAGACACUCUCUAUGAUCAUUUGGGAAGACAUUAUUACAAAGACUGUUACAUUGAAGGAUCUGUUGACUUUAUCUUCGGCAAUGCCCUUUCUCUCUAUGAGGGGUGCCAUGUGCAUGCGAUAGCGGAUAAGCUAGGAGCAGUGACCGCGCAAGGGAGGAGUAGUGUGCUAGAGGACACGGGAUUCUCGUUCGUAAAGUGUAAGGUGACAGGGACAGGGGUUUUGUAUCUAGGGAGGGCUUGGGGUCCCUUCUCAAGAGUCGUCUUUGCUUACACUUACAUGGACAACAUCAUCCUCCCUAGAGGCUGGUACAAUUGGGGCGACCCUUCACGCGAGAUGACGGUGUUCUAUGGGCAGUACAAGUGCACGGGAGCAGGAGCAGACUAUGCAGGGAGGGUGGCUUGGGCCAGAGAGCUAACAGACGAAGAAGCCAAGCCUUUUGUCUCUCUAACCUUCAUCGACGGCUCUGAAUGGAUCAGACUCUAA